CAGUGUGUGAGGUGGAGGAUGAGGGGACAUGUGGGGCAGAAACCUCCUCAUUCACGCCUCUUUUCCCCUCGUUAUAAAACUCUCAGAUUAACAGAUGACAGUUAUACAGCAGGUUUCUGUUGACAGAAUGAAGAUCAUCAUGUUUCUCCCACUUUUGCUUCUGGUCUGCUCUGUUUCAGCAGAUCAGACUGAGACUGCAGGCCAACAGUCCUGUCCACAGGACUUCCAUGCUGAGCUGAGAGAGCUGACCGCCUCAUUGGCUGUGCAGACAGAGCGGAUCACUGUCCUACAGAGAGAGAAUCAAGUUCUUUCAAACCAAGGAGCGAUAGAGCAACAGACUGAGAUCGACCAGCUGAAGCUGCAGUCAAAAGAACUAGAAGCAAAGCUGGAGAGUCAGAAAACUGAGAUGAACCAGCUGAAGCAGCUGUCAGAAGAACAAGCAGGAAAGUUGAAGACUGAACUGCAGAACCAGAGGACUGAGGCCAACCAGAUGAAGCAGCAGCAACAUGUCACACAGGUGGCUUUCUCAGCCUCUCUGCUGGAACAAGGUUAUGGAGAUACUGGACCCUUUAAUGGCCGCACUACUCUGAUCUUCAAACAUGUUGUCACAAACAUUGGAAAUGCCUACAACCCAUACACAGGUAUUUUCACUGCACCAGUGAGAGGAGCCUACCACUUUGACUGGAAAGUACUAGGACGUGACAGCACACACACAGGUGCUUAUCUAUUCAGGAAUGAAGAGAAAAUUUUUUUUGCAUAUGAAACUCAAUCAACUGGGUGGCCAAGCGCCUCUAAUGGAGCCUCAGUGCUUCUAGAGGUUGGAGAUCAGGUGUCUGUACGUCUCUGGGCUGGUUCAAGGAUAUAUGACAAUACAGAGCAUCACACUACCUUCAGUGGUCAUCUGAUUUUCACCAUGUGAGAGGUGUGACAGCUCCAACACUUCCUGUUUGGACUAACCUGUGUGGGCGAAGCUUAGACAUUAGAUAAACAGGAAGUGAAUCAUUUGCCAUAAUCAGUUUCUUGCUCUCUCUCUCUCUCUCUUUCUGGUUGUGUUCUAGUUUUGUGUUUAUUUGUUUCUACUGACUCAGAUAAUUUACUUCUUCUUGUUAUCUUUGAUUCAAAUACAUCCAGUUAAAUGUUCAGUGAUUCUCUUCUCUUUGUCCUUUCUUUGAGUCGGCUCUUCAUAAAGUGCUGCUCCUCCAUUAGGUCCUGACUAUUUUCUAUAAGUUGGUAAACUGCAUCGUUUUUUAUUGGCUCCACUGUCCUGUGUUGGUCAGUCUGUUAUUUUGGUGACUGCUGGCCCACAUGUUUGCUUUUAACUGGAGUCUUUGCUGUUAAGUUGAGCAAAAUCCAACAGUUCCUCUUUUUUCUCUCCUUUGAUAAUCAUGCAGGUGUUUUUCUUAAACUCUUAA
Maylandia zebra (zebra mbuna) is the source of this 1412-nucleotide messenger RNA. RefSeq lists its product as uncharacterized. Lineage: Eukaryota; Metazoa; Chordata; Actinopteri; Cichliformes; Cichlidae. The record is from RefSeq and is a predicted model, not a curated record. Gene Ontology annotation, molecular function: protein binding.